GGACUCUUUCUCUCCGGUCUCUCUCCGCUCUCUCUCUGUCUCGUCUCCCGCGACGUUGCGCGACGUUACAUCUGCGAAAGAGAGUUGCGCAUUUUUCCGUCUCGUGUCCACGAAGACUAAACAUGGCUCCUCCAACGUACAACGACCUGGGAAGGAGUGCCCGUGACGUGUUCGGUCAAGGCUACCACUUCGGUCUGUUUAAGCUAGAUGUGAAAACCAAGACCACUUCCGACGUAGAGUUCUGCUGCGGCGGUGUGUCCAAUCAGGACACGGGAAAGGUGUUCGGUAGCUUGGAAACCAAGUACAAGUUCAAGGAACACGGAUUGACAUUUAGCGAGAAGUGGAAUACGGACAAUACCCUUGGGACCGAGGUCACCCUCGCCGACAAGUUGCUCAACGGUCUCACGAUUGGUUACAGCUGUACCUUCUCCCCACAAACCGGCUCCAAAACUGGAAAACUGAAGACGACUUAUAAACAUGAAAAUGUGUCUGCGAAUGCUGACUUUGAUCUCAGUCUGUCCGCGGGACCCCUAAUUUAUGCCUCGGCCGUUGUGGGUUAUCAAGGAUGGUUGGGUGGCUAUCAGGCAUCCUUUGACUCGCAGAGAAACAAACUGACGAGAAAUAAUUUUGCUCUUGGAUUUACUGCUUCUGAUUUUACUCUUCAUAGCGCCGUGGACAAUGGUCGUGAGUUUAAUAGCUCCAUUUACCAUAAAAUAAAGCCGGGUUUGGAGGGAGCAAUUAACUUGGCAUAUAAUUCCAGUAAUAACGUAACGCAGUUUGGUAUUGGCGCGAAGUAUAAUCUCGACAAGGAUGCUAGCAUUAGAGCCAAAGUGAAUUCUAAUCUUCAAAUAGGUUUGGGAUAUCAACAGAAACUGCGUGACGGUGUAACUUUGACGCUUUCUACAAACAUCGACGGGAAGAACUUCGGCUCUGGUGGCCACAAGUAUGGCGUUGCAUUAGACCUUCAGGCUUAAAUACGUAUUAUAUAUAUAUAAAAAAAAAAGUAAUGCUUAUUAUGAAAAAGCGAAAAAUUUAUCCCGUACGAAUAUAAAUAUUUCGUGACCUUUGUCAUAAAAAAAAAAUUGGCGUGACAGUACGUGCUUCAAAUAAAGUAUUACCUGUAACAUGUAGAUCGGUUGAUCCUUGAAUAGACGCCACAAAAUAUCAUUAUUUGAGAUUAGUUGAUGAGCACAUUAGUUUAUAUUAUACACUGUUAUGACCAUGAAUCAACAAUAUUUCUGAACAAAAUGAAAUCGCAUGAAAUGAAUUACGCAUA
Wasmannia auropunctata (little fire ant) is the source of this 1276-nucleotide messenger RNA. Its product is annotated as voltage-dependent anion-selective channel-like. Gene Ontology annotation, molecular function: voltage-gated monoatomic anion channel activity. Bases 123 to 974 code for a protein of 283 amino acids. Gene Ontology annotation, cellular component: mitochondrial outer membrane. Gene Ontology annotation, biological process: monoatomic anion transmembrane transport. The record is from RefSeq and is a predicted model, not a curated record. NCBI's taxonomy places the organism in Eukaryota, Metazoa, Arthropoda, Insecta, Hymenoptera, Formicidae. The transcript has 6 exons.